This is a messenger RNA of Schistocerca nitens (vagrant locust), 454 nucleotides long. RefSeq names its product furin-like. Lineage: Eukaryota; Metazoa; Arthropoda; Insecta; Orthoptera; Acrididae. The record is from RefSeq and is a predicted model, not a curated record. The transcript has 2 exons. Bases 175 to 405 code for a protein of 76 amino acids.
ACGGCCGCGACGGACCGGUGGCCAGGCUCUGUGCUGUGACUACGGGCGAGAGACCGACGCAGCCGCGCGUCCGGCUCCGAGUGCAGUGCGCGUGUGCUUGACAGGCAGAGCGAGUGCGGGGCUAGCGGACCAUGACGUCGGGCCGCAGCUGAUCGCCGCCCACGCACCCCUAGCAUGGCGCCGCUGCUGCUGCUGCUGCUGCUGCUCCCGCUGGCGGCCGCCCACGUGGGGGCGGAGGGGCGAGAGGCGCCGCAGCGCUACACCCGCCAGUGGGCCGUGCACGUGGAGGGCGGGCCGCCGGUGGCCGACGCCGUCGCCGCCAAGCACGGCUUCGUCAACCUCGGACAGGUAUGUACUGGAAUAUCGAUGUCUUUCAUUCUUUCAUACCUGCUCGGUGAGUAUUAACAAAGACUCCCAGAAUUCAUUAAAUAUCGCCUAGCCUGUGAAACAGAAG